Candidozyma haemuli is the source of this 444-nucleotide messenger RNA. RefSeq names its product cytochrome c oxidase subunit IV (gene COX4). NCBI's taxonomy places the organism in Eukaryota, Fungi, Ascomycota, Pichiomycetes, Serinales, Metschnikowiaceae. Bases 1 to 444 code for a protein of 147 amino acids. The transcript has a single exon. The record is from RefSeq and is a predicted model, not a curated record. Gene Ontology annotation, cellular component: mitochondrial envelope. Gene Ontology annotation, biological process: mitochondrial electron transport, cytochrome c to oxygen.
AUGGUUAGAGGCUUGACCACUUCUAGAAUACUCUUCCAGACCCCUAAGGUCCAGGAGAACCAGAAGCAGGUUACUGCUAAGACUAUCUACGAUGUUACCGGUCCAGACGCUUCCUUGAUUGGUCCAGGUGCCAAGCCAGGUACCAUCCCAACUGACAUUGACCAGGCCACCGGUUUGGAGAGAUAUGAAAUCUUGGGUAAGGAAGAAGGUAUUGACGUUUUCGACAUGGAGAAGCCAAUUAAGGAAGGUAAGGGUACUUUGGCCGACCCCUUCUUGGUGCCAACCUACAUUGGCUACCGUUACGUCGGCUGCAGAGGUAAGAACGGCGAGGACCACAAGGCCUACUGGAUGAAGGUCGAAGGUGAAGAGCCAGCCAGAUGCUGGCACUGUGGUACGGUGUACGCUGCCAAGUACUUGGGUGAGCCCGGCCACUCCCACCACUAA